AUGUAUUUUUUUAGCAACCUCUCCUUUACUGCCUCGGUACCAGAUCUACCUCUAUCCUUUUCCAUUGUCGGUCUUCCAGACCAUGGAGUUAUAGAAUGUAGCCCAGAGCAUGGUCAUUUUGCUGUAUGCAGCACAUUCACACAAGAUCAGGUGAACCGAGGACUGGUUAGGUUUCGCCACACUAGCAGUCAUCACCCAAAGCAAGAUAUGUUCAGUUUUCAGGUCGAGUCUGGUGACUAUGUAUCGAUGAUACACAAUUUUCGUCUAAUGUUUAUUCCAAUGAAUGUGAAGGUCUUCAAUCGUGAACCGUUUAUGCUCAACGGAACGGAAUCUGCCACCCUUAGCAGAGCUAACCUCUUCGCCUGGACUUUUCCAAAAAGCUACUCGCCGGAGAAAUUGGUCUACCAUAUUGAGGAACCUCCCAAAUAUGGUAUACUAUCGAGGAGAAUCAAUGGGAAAAGCAGGAGGAUUGGAGUUUCGUCGAAUUUUACGCAAUUGGAUAUCGACAAUCGACUCAUCUCUUUCAAGUUACAUUUCAUGCAAUAUUCUAUCAUCAACGACUUCUUUUUAUUUCGAGUUAUUACUCCUGCAGUUUCAUCCGAAUCACUUAGAUUUGAGAUCACCUCCGAUUCGCUAUCGCUAGCCACUCCGGACGAUUCUUUUUUCAUUUUCACGCUAGCUUUGGCACCGAUCCAAGGAGCUCUGAUGUUAAAAACGGAUAGUGGUAACAAGACACUCACGGUUGGCAUGAACUUCACCACUAAGGAUGUGGCCGAAGAGAGGUUUGCUAUGCAUCAUUUAUUGAUUUAUUGA
Messenger RNA from Cylicostephanus goldi, 813 nucleotides. The record is from the annotation of a GenBank genome assembly. Lineage: Eukaryota; Metazoa; Nematoda; Chromadorea; Rhabditida; Strongylidae.